This is a messenger RNA of Bursaphelenchus xylophilus (pine wood nematode), 2509 nucleotides long. NCBI's taxonomy places the organism in Eukaryota, Metazoa, Nematoda, Chromadorea, Rhabditida, Aphelenchoididae. The record is from the annotation of a GenBank genome assembly.
AUGUCAAUUUCAUCAAGUGAUUCCCUUUUCGAGGAUGACGAAAAUGUUUUGGUUGAGGAGAAAGAAGAAAUCGACUAUUACGCCGUUUUGAACGUUCCUCGUGAUGUAAGUUAUAUUGAAGAAUAUUUUUUAUUUAAAUUUAGGCUUCUUCAGAGGACAUUAACAAGGCCUAUAAGGCCAGAUGUUUAUUAUUUCAUCCCGACCGACAUACUGAUCCUAAGGCUCAAAAGGAUGCAGAAAAGGUAUUCGUCGUUGUCCGAAAAGCUCAUGAAAGUAAGUACUAGUGCAUUCGAGUUUAUGUUUAGCCUUAUCUGAUCCUGAGAAGCGUGCCAUUUAUGAUGCUGUUGGAUUGAGAGGCCUGGAGAUGCAAGGAUGGCAGCUUGUGUCUAAAUCAAACAAUGCUGAGAAUAUUAGAAAGGAAUACGAGUUUCUGAAGAAACUAAGGGACACUGAGGUUAUGAUUCAACGAUCACAUCCGACUGGUGCUUUUAAUGUCAAAAUUAAUGCAGCUGGACUUUUCUGCGAAGAAGAAGAAGACAGGUUUCCACCGUAUUUGGUUGGUUUGAGUAUAAACCAAGCGGUUGAUACAGCGUUAACACCGAAGGAUCGUUUUGGAUUAGUGGGAAGAGUAAAGUCAGUAAAUGGGCGAGGAGACGGCUCAUUUGGAGCCAGCUGGAAACGGUCGCUUAAUGCUUCUCUUCACUUUGAGGUAGGGUAUUCAUUGUUUUGUAAUUAACCUAUAUUUACAGACAAAUGCAACAGUGGGACCGGAUUCGGUGAGUGGUUUGGCCAAGCUUAGUAAGAGUAUCUCCCCGAAAGUGAUGGUUCAGUUAGCCCCGACCGCUCAAUUUAUGCCCUCUACGGGCAUUUAUGAUCUUUCAUUGGCUUCAAGUAAGAAUAUUAUUAAAAAAGUGUCGAUGCACUUUUUCAGCUCUUUCUAUGUUUCUUUCCCCCAGUUGGCAAGGGUCUCUGUCGCUUAGCUAUGGCUUAAAGAGUAGCUACAUCUCUACAACCCUUAUGAAAACCGAGCUAAAUCAUCCAAAAUUCACUCUUAAUCUGACGGUAAGUAGAAUCAAACAUGCCUUUUUAUAUUUUUCAGUUAUCCCCUGCGAACUCUUUCAUUCGUACAACUUACCAUAAGCGGUACACUGAUGAUGAUGGACACAUGGAAAUGAAUGUGACCUUGAGUCCUUUCGGGGUUAUUCCCUCAGUUUUAUACGAGCGGAGGAUCUCACGAUACUCGAAAGUUGCUUGUGGAAUCACCGUUUCUUACCCUAACUGCGCUUUGAUUGGAAAAUUUAGGUAAUAUUCUACUUUUUUAAAAUGUUAAUUGACGGAUUUAGGCUAAAAACUAGCUUGAAUCAUUAUGAACUGAACGUUGUCCUCUGCGAGUCUCAAGAUGAACUUGCAAGAAGUGUAAUCUACGGAGUUGCUUUUCCUUACAUCACUUACCAUACCGCCAGGAUUGUUUUUCGAAAGGCAUUCAGUAGAUUCGGCCGAUUGUUUGAUGAUUCCGACCUUGAACAACAAGUAGAUGAAGGAAAGAGAGAAGAUUCGCAAAGGGUUAUUAACCUCAUGAGACCAACAGCAGACAGAAUACAGAAGAUUGAAGAACAGAAACAUGGUCUAGUGAUUUUGGAGGCAAAGUAUGGCCAGAUGGAAGGGGAGAAUCCACAAUACCCUAUCCCAGGAGAGAGAGUCAUCGAUGUUACAGUACCCCUGCAAGCCAUGGUCAAUGAUUCACAACUCAGAAUCUUCGCUGUUAAGGUAUUCAUUGACUGGUUAAGGAAUUGUACUUACAGCUCACCACAAAAAAGCUGCGGUAUAUGCCAUUCGAAUGAGCUCAAAAAAAGGAAACGACUUAUUUUUUUGGCUCUUGUAAAAUCGAAACCUGAAGUUUACCCUUGAAACUAUUGAUGUUGAUAUUGUUUGAUCUCUUAUGCGAUGGGUUUUCGUACGAACUUUUAUAUACGGUUGUAAAAGAGGUAAAUUUAGGUAUCCGGCCUCUCACCCCUUGUACGUGCAAUAAUAAUAGUCAUAACUUUAUAUUUUGAAAUUAUCCGUUUGUUUCGACAUCUUUUGAUAAUUUUGAAAAAUGCUAAGCGAAGCGCAAAUGUUCCAUUUAUGGUUAACCGAAACGAAUUCAGCAAAAACAAAGUUCUGUCUAACACAACUUUUUGAGCUCUCUCGAAUGGUAUAUACCGCAUAUUGUUUUGUGAUGGGGUGUCAGUACAGUGUGAACUGGAAAUUGAUUAUUAUUAAACUUCUCAUCGCUGAUGCUUUGAUUCCAGAGUCAGCUUACUGGGUUUUAUGAUCCUUGCCCAAGUGAAAUGAAGAUGUUGAAGGUGGUCUACAGAUUCAGAGAUCAACUUCAUGCCGUAGUUGUCCCCGACGAACUUCCAUUGAACAUCCCGUUGGCAUGUGAGUGUCUUUUUAACCUAAGGGUGUUUAUUUUUUACCUUUGGCUUUAAUUUGAUUAAUUUUUUCAGCCCACCGAGUUUCGCAAUAG